This is a messenger RNA of Vanrija pseudolonga, 1323 nucleotides long. Its product is annotated as FAD-dependent monooxygenase OpS4. The record is from RefSeq and is a predicted model, not a curated record. NCBI's taxonomy places the organism in Eukaryota, Fungi, Basidiomycota, Tremellomycetes, Trichosporonales, Trichosporonaceae. Gene Ontology annotation, molecular function: FAD binding; monooxygenase activity. The transcript is spliced from 4 exons. The coding region runs from base 1 to 1323 and encodes 440 amino acids.
AUGACCAUUGAGCAAGUAUCAUCGGGUAAUCAGCCAGGCAUUCCGGAUCUCAAGAUCCACAUCAUGGGUGGCAUGGGCACAGCCCUCGCCCUCGCGCGCCAGGGCUUCAAGGACAUUCACGUCUGGGAGUCGGCCGCGCAGCUCGGCGAGGUCGGCGCAGGCAUCAACGUGCCGCCCAACCUCGCGCGCAUCCUCUCCGAGUGGGGCGUGCUGGACAUCUGCCAGGCCGAGGGCGUGGUCAUCGACACGGCCAACGUGCUCGACUGCGCCACGGACAAGAUCCUCACGUCGGUCCACUACUCGGACUACAUGCAGCAGGAGUACGGCUGGCCCUUCACAACGGUCCACCGUGCCGCGCUCCAGAAGUGCCUCGUCCAAGGCGCGCUCAACUCUGGCGUCGUCAAGCUCCACCUCGGCCACUUCAUCACAAAGUACGACUAUGACAACACGCGCUUCCAGCUCGGAACACGCGACUCGUCCGAGGGCGAGUGGGUCGACGCCGACGUCAUCAUCGCCGCCGACGGCGUCAAGAGCAAGGCGCGCGAGGCAAUGCUUGCACGCGUUGGUGUUGUCGACGAGGUCGAGGACACUGGCCAGGCCGCCUACCGCAUCAUGGUGCGCCGCUCCGCCAUCAACGAAGACCCCGAACUCCUGCCGUUCUUUACCGGAUCCCAGUCGUACCGCUGGAUCGGGGAGAAGCGCCACAUUAUCGCGUACCCGAUUGAGAACCACGACCUGUUCAACAUGUCGACGACGCAGCCCGACCGCAACUUUGUGCAGGCCGACACGUGGACCGCUGCCGGGUCCAAGACUGAGAUGCUGGAGACGUUCCACGACUUUUGCCCGCGCGUGCAGAAGCUGCUGCAGCUCGUGCCGGAGGGCGAGGUGCUUGAGUGGAAGCUGCGCGUGCACAAGCCGCUGCCUCUGUGGGUCGACCACAACAGCGCCUUGGUCGGCGACGCGUGCCACCCGACACUGCCGCACAUUGCGCAGGGUGCGGCCCAGGCGAUCGAGGACGCGGCCGCGCUCGGCGUCAUCCUGGCCAAGGUGACCAACAAGGCGGACAUCAACAAGGCGCUGCGCGUGUACCAGGCCAUCAGGAAGCCGCGUACCGACUGGGCUGUCAACACUGCCGCCGAGAACAGCAAGGGCCUGCACACGCAGGACAAGGCGUCGCGUGACAAUGCCUUCUCGCAGGCCGACGCGAACGGCAGUAACCCCGACAAGAUGAUCUCGCGUGACGUGCACGACAUUCUGUUCAAGUACGACGUGGUCAAGGAAUCUGAGAAGAACUUUGACAGGCUGUUUGCGCAGCAGCAGUAG